AGGGCUUCCCUGAGCAUGCGUUCCCUGCUCUUCCUGUAGAGAGGAUACAGAUAUACUUUUUAACGAUUUGUCUUGACACAUGUCAUACACGGCGAUUAACUGCACACGAUCAAAAUGAACUACAUGCCAGGGACCGCGAGUCUCAUCGAUGACAUAGACAAAAAGCAUCUUGUACUGCUUCGAGAUGGACGAACGCUAAUUGGGUUUCUGAGAAGCAUUGACCAGUUUGCCAACCUAGUUUUUCAUCAAACAGUUGAGCGCAUCCAUGUGGGCAAGAAGUUUGGAGACAUCCCCAGAGGAAUCUUCAUUGUGAGAGGAGAGAACGUUGUUUUGCUUGGAGAAAUAGACGUUGAUAAGCUGUGUGACAACGUCUUGCAGCAAGUUUCUAUAGAGGAGAUCCUGGAGGAGCAGCGAUUGCAACAGCAAGCCAAGCAGAAGACAGAGAAAGCCAAGGUGACCGCACUGAAGGACAGAGGCCUAUCCAUCCCCAAGGCAGAUAAUCUCGAUGAAUACUGAAGGCACUUCUGUUCCAUUUUCUUCCGUAAUACUGGACUCCUCAGUUAUAUGUUGAAUAGGGGAUUAUUUUGAAGACUAUGAGAAGAAUGUGUGCUUUGUAGAUGACGCAAGUCACACUAAAUACUGUACUGAUUUAAUUUUGAUUGACUCAUUGGUUUGAGCAAACAAUGAAUUAAGUGAUGCAUGAUUUGAGGGUAGACCACACAACCUAGAUUGUCUACAAGACUACAUUUGAUGAGAAAUCAAUUAUGAUUUUCAUACCAUAGCACUGAGAACUAAGUCAAUAGUAUAUAGUGAUGAACUCUGUUAGUGUAAGCAGACACAUUGUAAUGACAAGAUUUGUUUUCCAUAAAAGUUUUUGUUAUUUUA
Messenger RNA from Oncorhynchus masou masou (cherry salmon), 885 nucleotides. RefSeq names its product U6 snRNA-associated Sm-like protein LSm1. The transcript has 4 exons. Gene Ontology annotation, cellular component: Lsm1-7-Pat1 complex; P-body. The record is from RefSeq and is a predicted model, not a curated record. Gene Ontology annotation, biological process: deadenylation-dependent decapping of nuclear-transcribed mRNA. Lineage: Eukaryota; Metazoa; Chordata; Actinopteri; Salmoniformes; Salmonidae. Bases 115 to 516 code for a protein of 133 amino acids. Gene Ontology annotation, molecular function: RNA cap binding.